GGGGCGGAAGCGCGUAUGUGCCUGCGCCGUGCCCAUCCCUCAUUUCCGCUUCCCGUCCCGACCCCCCGCGCUUCCCGCCACCCGUAUCUCCGAGGAAAGGUCGCCCGAGGAAAGGGGGCUCGCCAUCCGCCCGCCAGGAUGUCGUACAUGCUGCCGCACUUGCACAACGGGUGGCAGGUGGACCAGGCCAUCCUGUCGGAGGAGGACCGGGUCGUGGUCAUCCGCUUCGGGCACGACUGGGACCCGACGUGCAUGAAGAUGGACGAGGUCCUGUACAGCAUCGCCGAGAAGGUUAAAAACUUUGCUGUUAUUUACCUUGUGGAUAUCACUGAAGUACCAGACUUCAACAAGAUGUACGAGUUGUACGAUCCCUGUACUGUCAUGUUUUUCUUCAGGAACAAACACAUCAUGAUUGAUUUAGGUACAGGUAAUAACAACAAGAUCAACUGGGCAAUGGAAGAUAAGCAAGAGAUGAUUGACAUUAUAGAAACUGUUUAUAGAGGAGCCCGCAAAGGUCGAGGUUUGGUGGUAUCGCCAAAAGAUUAUUCCACUAAAUACAGAUACUGACGUUUCUUUGGGCUGCCUUUUCUCUCAACUCUGCAUCCACUUGAAUUUAUUAUUGCGUGUGUACAUAUAUGUAUAUUAAAAGAAAAAACCCUACAAAUCCUUGAA
Messenger RNA from Corapipo altera (White-ruffed manakin), 672 nucleotides. RefSeq names its product thioredoxin like 4A (gene TXNL4A). Gene Ontology annotation, biological process: mRNA splicing, via spliceosome. Lineage: Eukaryota; Metazoa; Chordata; Aves; Passeriformes; Pipridae. The record is from RefSeq and is a predicted model, not a curated record. Gene Ontology annotation, cellular component: spliceosomal complex; U5 snRNP; U4/U6 x U5 tri-snRNP complex.